Molecule: messenger RNA, 3336 nt
Organism: Metschnikowia bicuspidata var. bicuspidata NRRL YB-4993
Lineage: Eukaryota; Fungi; Ascomycota; Pichiomycetes; Serinales; Metschnikowiaceae
Exons: 1
Coding region: 1-3336 (1111 amino acids)
Molecular function (GO): protein binding
Source: RefSeq, a predicted model, not a curated record
AUGGCGUCCGGCGCCGCCAGCCCCCGGCCGGGCCUGCCGCGCCGCGCGCGCCCGGAGGCCUCCUACUUCCGCGACACCGCGGUCCGCGUCCGCGACAUCGAGCGCGUGCUAGCCAGCACCGAGCUUGCGGGCAAACUCUUGGGCAAGAUCCGCUCCGGCGCGUUGCUGGCCGCGGACGUGCGGGCCACGCAGCUGCUCGUGCGCUCCGCGGUCAGCUGGGCGUCCAGCACGCGGCUGGACGACGCGUACCGCUUCCUCGUGGACGCGUGGCGCAUCGUGUUCCACGAGCAGCGGCACGCCGCGCCGCUCGACGCGCUCCGGCAGACGCUCCGGCAGGACGAGCCCCGCCUCGUGCACAUGAUGCUCAACCGCGGCGACUGUGCGGCGUACGACGCGCUCGUGGCGCCGCUCUACGUGGGGCGGCCGGCGUCCGUGCGGCCGUGGGCCGUCACCGCCAUGGAGACGCUCCGCCCGCGCGUGCGGGGCGGCGUGUACACGUGUGAUCGCGAGGCCAUGGUGCGGUUCCUCGACUCGCCGCAGGCGCUGCGCGCGCAGAAGCACCGCAUGGUGGCCAUGUUCGCCACCAAGGCCUUGUUGUCCUCGCGCUCGCGCGAGAACGUGCGGGCCGUGGCGCGUGCGCUCGCGGGCUUCUUUGUGCACGUCGAGGACGCGUUCCGGGUGUGUGCGCUGCCGCACUUCGCCGUCUACCGGCGCCCGUUGGCGUUGCUCGCGGCCACGGAGCCGGGCGCCACGGAGGCCGUGCGGCUCGAGCGGCUCGCGCUCCUCCACGAGGCGCUUGCCGACCGCACGUCGCCCUUGGAGCUCGCGGACUUCUUCCUGGCCGUGCUCCGGGCGUCCGCGGAGGUGGCGCCGCACACCGCGCUCCUGUGCUGGCUGUUCAAGCAGAGCGUGCUCAACGCCGGGCCGCUGCCAGGCCGCCGCAAGGACUGCCGCACCGCGCAGGACUUGGCCGGCGCCAUGCUCGCGCACAUCCAGAUGCGCGCGUACGACCAGGCCUUGGCCGUGUACGCGGCCCACGAGCUGCUCCAGGACGAGCAGCAGAUCACGCUCCUCCUCCGCGCCAGCGAGCGCAACAAGGACUGGAAGUUGCUCCAGCAGCAGUUCGAGGCCAUGUACGGCCGCGGCAACUUGCCCUACGUGGUGCACUACGCGGUGGUCAUGGGCGCGCUCGCGUCCCUCGGCGCCGCCGCCGAGGUCGAGCAGUUGUACACGCAGCUCUUGCGCCGCCAGCUCCAGCCCACGGCGCCCAUCUUCCGCGCCUUGGUUACGUGCAGCGUCAACGCCCACGACAGCGCGGCCGCCGAGAAGUGGCACGCCGAGUUCAUGGCCGCCGUGGCCGCAGGCUCCGUCGACCCCGUGCACGUGCCCGAGCUCCAGCUCCAGAUGCUCGAGGCCCGCUUGCCCCUGAUGUCCGCGCCCGCCGCGGUCGCCGAGUUCGAGCGCCUCGCGGCGCUCCACAGGGACUCCCCCGUGCCGUUCAUCGACGCCAGCACCAUCCGCACCUUGCUCCGCCACGUGCUGACGUUGUAUUCGCUUCGCGGCUUCGAGGCCGUGUGGAGCGUCGCGGAUGAGCUCGCGCUCGUCGACGACUCUGUCUACGCCGACGCGCUCGCGUUCUUGACAAAAAUGGGCCAGUUCAAGCGCGCCGACGACUUGGCCUACGCCGCGCACCUCGAGUCGCCCGUGCCCUUCCAAAACUCGCUAAUCUUGGCCGCCCAGUUGCGCAACUACCGCCAGUGGCGCAAGCAGAUCACCGACGCGGAAACGCACCAAUUGCUCUCGGAGCGCAUCCACCACAUCGUUUCCAUCGUCGACGACAACGCCUCGAGCCCCAGGCAUCUCGGCUCCCUCCUCGCCGAGGUCAUCAAGCACUUCACCAGCUUGGGCAAGCCGGAUUUGGCCCGCCCGUAUCUCGACCGCGCCAACGCGGCCAAUAUCUCGUCGGAACGUCACUUUGUGCCCUUUCUCCAGGAAUACUCGGCUAAUAGCUCCUACAACGACAACUCCGACGUCUUGAACUUGUAUCAAGAAAUGGUCUCGCGCAAGAUGACAAUCACCGCCCGCACCUACUACUACUUGUCCCGCUCGCUUCUCGUCAUCGACGUCGCCAACAAGAAAGGCCAUACCAACUCAUUGAACCUCUUGCAGUCCGUGCUCGAAAUGUACGGCUUCUCUGUCCUUCAAGAAAAGGGCACCAGCAAGGUUUCUGUGUCUCAGUUGUCUCAGAACGCCAUCCACUUGCUCCGCAUCGUCUCUGACUACGCCAUUGAGGUCUCGAUGCAUGACGAAGGAACAAUGGAUCUUUUGCUCAAUUUCUUGAAGCAGAUGCGUGAAAAGCUCGACAAGCACAUCGACUACAGCUUUCGUGUGUCGAUUCUCACCGAAAUGAGCAAGGUUUAUCGCGUUUUUGGGGACUUGCACGUGGCCAAUUCCCUUGUGGACAAUGCCUUCCGGGAAAUGGAUGAUGUGAUUGAACAGCUUCCUCAAGAAGAUCCUCUACCAAAGCUCUUGCAGCUAGAUUACAGAAAAACGAUCGACAUCAAAAUGAACAUCUUGAACCAGCGAAACGCGCCUGCGCAGGAAUAUAGAGGCCUCUUGGAGCAUGUGUCGACGCAUAACAUCCGCUUGUCUGCUUAUCAAUUGCAAAAUCUCAGCCACAGAGUAUUGAGUGGAGUUCCUCCCACAAAAGAGUCCGUGUCUUUGAUCCUCAACGUCUGUGAGCGGUUUCUCGUGGCAGGAAACUGGGCUGAGGUCAAGAUCAAUCGCUUGGUUCAGUACAUCUACCGCAUGUAUCUUGUCUACUUAGGGCGCACAAUGUCGCCCGACGCAAUAGCCGACAGAUACGCUUUAUUUAACCAACUUUAUGACGUUCAAGACGUCGAAGGGCUCCUUAGGGAGCAUCUGCAUGUCCGAAGCCCUCGCACACAGCUUGAGAGGGCGCUCAGAGACUAUCAGGCAUUAUGUCCUCGUGAAGACUGGACGCUUGAAUCGUUUUUUGAGAAGUCGGCUGAGUUCUUCACCCCGGAGCGCACGUUUGCGUCGAGAAACUUCAUCCAGCCCAACCUUUCCUCGGCGUUGGUAACAGCCAUUGAACUGGUUUGUGAUGGCGACAACACUGUGGCUUUCGAACUUUACGACGAGUAUCCAGAUACAAUGGAAUAUCUCUUGUUCUAUGUGGUUGAGCGCUACCGUGUCGUCUCAUACCGCAACGGAAUCAACAAAAUUAUUGGGCAGAGCAACGCCGAUCGUAUGGAAAGCAGGGCUGCUCGGAGACAGCUUUCUAUCGAAACAUUACAGCAUUCAUGGGGCCAAUAG